UCGGUUUCUCGUUUCACGCGUCUGCAUCGGAUAAUUGGUUUUUGCUUGCUCGGCUGGUAUCGCUUGCGGUGAAUCGCAUGAAUAUACGCGCGUUGGUAGAAAAUCUCGGAGUUUCUCUCUCCGGCAAUAUUCGGUUGCGACUUGGUGCGUUAUAUGUAAAAUAAUACAGAAUUUCCAAGACAAAAAGAAAUCUCCAAGUUGUACCGCAACUGGCUGCCUAUGCCUUUAGUAGCUGAUACAUCGUAGCCUGCAUAAAAGUAGUGUUUCUAUACUGUGCCUCUAUCCUGACUCUAUAGAUGUUUAAGCCUGAAGUCACGGGUAUCUCUCGCAGUGGCCGAGUAAGGAAGAAAUCUUCUAAGCUCGUUGACUUUGAGUCUCCUGAUGAUCUCACGGAAAAUAAACUCAAACGACAGAAGGCGCAACAGUUACAAACUCAGCAACUCUUGGAUCAGUAUGAAGUACAACAACAGCAGCAACAACAAAUAUUGCCCACCCAAUCUAGCCAGUCCCACCAAAUUGUUGGGCGACAAAGAAAAAAUUCAGGCUCCAAUCAUGUGCAACAAAGGAUCAAGGUGGAAUCCCUGUCUGAUAAUGAGAUACAAUCAUCGGGUUCAGAAUCUGACGAUCCCUCUGGGAUAAAUGAGGAUGAGAGAUACAGCAUGGACUCUGGAAGUGACAAUGAAGUAGAUCCCCUUAUGAUAGAUGAUAGAGAAACGGGAUUUAGAAAACUAGAGCCACCAUCAGGUCAGGAAACACCAUCGCAAGCAAAUAGUUUAUACAUGCUUGAAAAAUGUAAGAAAAAGUUGAUUAUUAAGGAUGGGAAAAUUAUAGGAAAAACGAAGGCACAGCGUAAAGACAAAGGGAAGACGAGAUUUACCGCUUACAUGCUAUGGGCAAAGAAAAUUAGACAAGAACUGUUAGAGCAAUCUCCUUAUAUGGAUUUUGCGGCAAUUUCUAAGCGAUUAGGAGAGCUGUGGGCUACAGUACCACAUCUGGAAAAAUAUAAUUGGCGCAGACGCGCAAAACGCCUAGCAGCAAAACCUCAUACUUUACCAGCGAGUAAAGAUGAGCCUAUCUGGAAAAUGCCACCACCCGCCUCGCGAAAAAAAUUCAUUAAUAAAAUUGGUAAUGGGAAAGAAACGAAGACUACUACCAAAAAAACUAUCCAACUCGGUGUGCCGUCUGUUGUCGGGAAUAUUCCAAUCUCACCGCCGUCAAAUCGCACCGGUAAAGAUCUGGUCAAUGAACCGGUAAUAGGUACGGGAAUGUACAAGGUGAUUGGAACACAGCCGAUUGAUGUUGCGGCUCAUCUCAAACUGCUUGGCGAAAGCUUAACGAUCAUUGGGGAACGUUUGAAGGAGCACGAUGGACAAAUAGCUGUCUCUGGCAGUCUUUCGGUUCUAUUGGAUUCAUUGCUCUGUGCCUUAGGUCCAUUAAUUUGUUUAACGCAACAAUUGCCAGAAACUAACGGAGCUAAACCAGAGACACUUUCCUCGAUGCUCGAUAACAUCGCUUAUCUUAUGCCUGGUCUAUAAUACAUGUACAAAAUAUUUAAAGAAUAACCAUUAUCAGUAAUUGUGUAAAUAUGUGUAUCAAGUUAGAUAAAAAUGAGUAGGUUGAGCAUGAAAACAAAAAUGGAGAUAUAUGUCAUUUAUUUGCUAAAAGUUUGAAUUUUUGACACAGAUUGUCGUAUUUUCUUAUCUACAGAUAUAAAAAAAUAGCACAUUAUGUUUUAUAUAAAUAAUAUAUCAUUUGCAGGUGUAAAAUAGCAUUGUGUUUUCUAUAUAAAUAAUAUAUUGUAUAAAAAUUAUAAUAAAUAUGUAAAUAUACAAUUUCAAGUAGGAAGUGGGCUAAUAAGAACUAAACACAAUAAGUAGAUGCAACUAAAUUAUGUAAAAAUCUUUAAUUUCACUGAAUGUUCCAAAUGAUAAAUUCAUGUAAAUCUAUCAGUUCCAGCUAUUAAGAGAUAACGAAAUUAAUCCGAAUUUCAUCUUUUACUAAAGACGAAAGCUGGUGAUAAUGAAAACUGAAGGUCAAGACACAUGAAUUUGUUAAAGAUGAUUCAAAGGAUCGAAACGUGUAUUGGAAUUAAAGAUUUUUACAUAGUUUAGUUGUGUGCCUCCUUAUUGCGCGUGACUCUUAUUAGCCAUUUUCUACUUGAAUUUUUAUAUUGAAUAUAUAAAAA
Molecule: messenger RNA, 2185 nt
Organism: Formica exsecta
Lineage: Eukaryota; Metazoa; Arthropoda; Insecta; Hymenoptera; Formicidae
Product: HMG box-containing protein 4
Exons: 6
Coding region: 297-1535 (412 amino acids)
Source: RefSeq, a predicted model, not a curated record